This is a messenger RNA of Mauremys reevesii (Reeves's turtle), 1976 nucleotides long. RefSeq names its product E3 ubiquitin-protein ligase TRIM39-like. NCBI's taxonomy places the organism in Eukaryota, Metazoa, Chordata, Testudines, Geoemydidae. Gene Ontology annotation, molecular function: protein binding; zinc ion binding. The transcript has 6 exons. The record is from RefSeq and is a predicted model, not a curated record. The coding region runs from base 26 to 1456 and encodes 476 amino acids.
CCCUGUGACACUGCCGGAGGGAGCCAUGGCCACAGACAACCCCGUGGAAAGUCUCCAGGAGGAAGCUAUGUGCCCCAUCUGUCUGGAGUAUUUUAAGGACCCGGUGAUUAUAGACUGUGGGCACCAUUUCUGCCGAGCCUGCAUCGCCCAGUGCUGGGAGGGAUCGAAUACAGACGUCUCCUGCCCUCAGUGCAGAGAAACUGUGCAACAGGGAAACCUCAGGCCGAACAGGAAGCUGGCAAAUGUUGUAGAAAUGGUCAAACGGCUGAGUUUACAGGCAGCAAAGGGAGCAGGAGAGGAGAGGGUGUGUGGGGAACACCAGGAGACUCUGAAACUGUUCUGUGAAGAGGAUCAAACUUCUGUCUGUGUGGUUUGCCAUCUGUCCCGGGCUCACAGAGAGCACAGGGUGGUUCCCAUAAAGGAGGCUGCCCAGGAGUACAAGGAGAAACUCCAGGGAGCCCUGGGCCCUCUGAGGAAGGAGCUGGAAGAGACCCUGGCUCUGAUGUCUGCAGAGGAGAAGAAAACCACAGAGUGGCAGGGGAAAGUGAAGAAUAGGAGAGAGAUGAUUGCAGGUGGAUUUAACAAACUGCACACACUGCUGAGAGAGGAGGAGCAGCUGCUUCUGCAGAGCCUGGAGGAGGAGGAGAGGGAGACUCUGCAGAGACUAAGGGAAAAUGUAACCAAACUCUCCCAGCAAAGCUCCUCUCUGCAGCAGCUGAUCACAGAGAUAGAGGAGAAGUGUCAGCAACCAGUUGUUGAGCUGCUAAAGGAUGUGAAAAGCACAUUGAGCAGGAGUGAGAAUGUGAAACUCCAGGAACCAGAAGCUGUUUCUACUGACCUGAGGAACGUGUAUAAAAUUUCCCUGGAUAUGAGGGAAGCGCUGCAGAGAUUCGGAGUGGACGUGACUCUGGAUCCAGACACGGCUCAUCCCAAACUCGUCCUGUCUGAGGAUCGGAAAAUUGUGAGAUGCAGAGACAAACGCCAGGAUCUGCCCGACAACCCUGAGAGAUUUGAUACGUACCCUGAAGUUCUGGGCGCUGAGGGGUUCACGGGCGGGAGGCGUUACUGGGAGGUGGAAGUGGGAGACAAGACUGACUGGGCUCUGGGGGUUUGUAGGGAAUCUGUGAGCAGGAAGGGGAAGGUCACAUACGCACCUGGGAAUGGAUUCUGGGUCCUGUGGCUGGGGAAUGGAGAAUAUGAGGCCUGCACCUCCCCCGCGACCCCCCUCCCCGUGAGCGUCAGGCCCAGCCGGGUGGGGAUUUUCCUGGACUAUGAGGCGGGCGAGGUCUCGUUUUACAAUGUGACUGACAGGUCCCAUCUCUUCACUUUCACUGGCACCUUCUCCGGGAAGCUCCGCCCUUAUUUCUGUCCUGGUCUCAGCACUGGGGGUACAAACGCGGCUCCCAUGAUAAUCUGCCCGGUCCCAGCUGAGGCCGGAGGGAAUCUCAGUCCCUGACAGUGACCCCGCGGCACAGACUGGCCCCUCCCAGCCCUGCUGCUCUUCCCGCCCCCAGUAGUGGGGGCCAGUUACUGCAGCAACUGGACUUUCUGUGCUGACCGGAUGCUGCCAGUUUCCCUUCUCAACUGUAGGUCGAAAACCGGACACCUGGGAACCUCCAGCCCCCACCUUUCCCCGUCCCCCCCGGGGGUAGCAGAUGGUGCUGGAUGGGGUCAUUCACUCCUGUCAGAAUUUUCUAUCCAUGUGAAAUCUAAUGUAAAAUAUGAAAGAAAAAAAUUCUAAUUUAGAAAAUAUGAUUGUAAGAUAAUACAAGAAUAUUUUAUUUACAUUUCAACAAUAUUUCAAAAACAAGCCUCUAAAUAUAUUUCUAGAAAUGGAAUUAUUUACAUUUUUUUUAUUUUCCCCUCAAAUCUAUAGUGAAGUUUAAUAUCUCUAAAUAACGUCAUUUGUAUUUCAACUGUGGAAUUUCAAGAAAUCCAAAAUAUUUAUCUUAACACAAUAAAUUAUUAAAUUGUCA